CAUUUUUGACUUGGACAGGCGUCCCCGCCAGGCAUAUGUUGUCGCUCAAAGUGUUGACUUGCACACAGACGUGGAUGAAGAGAUGAUAGAUGGAGGCAUCUCAGAUGUGGAUGAAGACGGUGGCAACAUAAAGAUCGAGUAUACAGGGGGUCUAACUCUGAAUGAUGCACAACAGGACAUUCUCAAUGAACUGGUGCUCAGCUUCAAGUCCAAGUUUUUAGGAGUGUCUUUUGUACACUGUCUUACUACAACUGACACUCAAGUUGGACAAAUGAAAGUGCCAGAGAGGGUUGCUACAAGCUUGAACAUCCCUAAAAAAGGGUUGGCUUGUGUUCGUCUAAGCAGUGGGGAGGCAAAGACUCGUGUUGAAUACAGCACGUCUACUGAUGGACGUAUAGCUUUCAACAAAAAGCAGUGGAGGCGUUUCCUUUCAAAGACUACCCUGGAAAUCAAUGACUGCAUCUUCAUGUUCUUCAAGGCCAGCAGCAAGUCUUGCAUGAAUGUUACUGUUGUCGUCAGCAAGCUUUAAGUUUCACUUUCUUUUUCGAGAAGCUAUGUUCCUAGUUAUGUAGUAUGCUGAUGCAAAACAUCGCUGCGGUCUUUUGUUUAUGCGGUUGACAAGAACCAAGUACC
This is a messenger RNA of Triticum aestivum (bread wheat), 633 nucleotides long. RefSeq lists its product as uncharacterized. The transcript has 2 exons. Lineage: Eukaryota; Viridiplantae; Streptophyta; Magnoliopsida; Poales; Poaceae. Bases 83 to 529 code for a protein of 148 amino acids. The record is from RefSeq and is a predicted model, not a curated record.